UUUUAAUAUAUUUCAAGAUAAAUAUGAGAUACAAUUUUGGGAAAAUGUUCCGGGAGAUAUUUUUAAGCGUGCAGUAAUUUUCCAGUGUAAGGAACCGAACAUGUCUCAUCGUGUUACCACUCUCAAACAACAUCACAUCGUAACUUCCGAAACAAACAAACAUGGUUUCACUACGCUUCCCAUUCAUCUUUUCUAACCCCAAACCACCUCAAAAUCCUCGCCGUUUCUCCAAAUUCACCGCCGCAGCUGCCUUCGCCGGAGCCACCGCAGCAUUCGUCGCUGUCUCUUCCAAUGACCGCCACCGUCUCUUUCUCCAGAAUGCAUUGAAUUCUUUAAUCUCUUCUGAUAACACCUCGCCUCUUUGGGGUUGUCUCAGUUUAGCUGACAGUGGUGUUCCAAUUGUUGACUCAAGGACUGGAUCCUCAUUUCCUUCUGUUCUAGAAGCUUCUCAGAAACUUUGUGGAAUUGGGUUGCGAAAGAAAUGCAUUUUGGGUUUGAAGAACAUUGAUGUAUAUGCAUUUGGUGUUUAUGCUGAUGAUGAGGAGAUAAAGAGGUAUCUUUCUGAAAAAUAUGGGAAAUUUUCGGCUUCCGAAUUGAAAGGGAAUAAGGAGUUUACUGAAGAUCUUUUGGAAAAUGAUAUACAUAUUACAGUAAGGCUUCAAAUUGUUUAUGGAAAAUUGAGCAUUCGUUCUGUGCGUAGUGCGUUUGAAGAGUCUGUUGGAAAAAGACUGCAAAAAUAUGGGGGAUCAGAUAAUAAAGAAUUGCUUCAGAGGUUUACUUCACAGUUUAGAGAUGAAAUCAAAAUACCUGGUGGAUCUGUAAUUCAUCUCACAAGAGAGAAGGGCCAUGUUCUUCGUACAACAAUUGACGGAGAGGAAGUAGGAAGCAUCCAAAGUAAACUCCUGUGUAGAUCAAUCCUAGAUUUAUAUGUUGGCGAGGAACCAUUUGAUAAACAGGCCAAAGAAGAAAUAGAGCUCAACAUGGCUUCUUACCUCCAAAGUUAGACUGCUAAAUAAAAAUCCUCUGUAAGACAUGGGUUCAAUCCUUGCUAAUUCCAUGCCUCUAGUAAUUUUUGUUCGAUAUCGUGUAAGUUAUUUAAUCUCGUUAAUGUAUCCCUUGGGCUUCAAGAUUGCUAUACCAUAAAUUUAUUCAUAUCUUAUUACUAUUACUAUCCCUUAUGCUUGCAA
Trifolium pratense (red clover) is the source of this 1187-nucleotide messenger RNA. Its product is annotated as fatty-acid-binding protein 1. The transcript has 4 exons. The coding region runs from base 162 to 1004 and encodes 280 amino acids. The record is from RefSeq and is a predicted model, not a curated record. Lineage: Eukaryota; Viridiplantae; Streptophyta; Magnoliopsida; Fabales; Fabaceae. Gene Ontology annotation, molecular function: intramolecular lyase activity.